Amoebophrya sp. A120 is the source of this 3636-nucleotide messenger RNA. The record is from the annotation of a GenBank genome assembly. NCBI's taxonomy places the organism in Eukaryota, Dinophyceae, Syndiniales, Amoebophryaceae.
GUUAUCGUGACACUUCAUUGCCGACGUUGUAGCCCUGACUAUAAACAAGAAACACUACAGAAACAAGAUAAAAGUUGUAGUAGUAGCUAAAUUUCAUAAGUGUUGAAAGAGCAAGAAAAACAAAAAAGACAACAAAAUGUCGGCCACGUCGAGGGACUCUUCAGCCCCUGGACUUCUAGCGCCUGAGCAGGAGCAAGCUCCGCAGGAGGAAUUGGUGAUCGGGAUGCAGAAUAACAGCAGCAGCAAUAUAAUUGCUGAUCGUCCCGCAUCUGCAUCACAACCAGCCGACGAGCAGACCCUCAAAAACCGCAAACACCACCUCCUCCACCCCUUCGCCCUGCACCAGUGGUACGAGCACUUCAAACCGUUCACGUUUGAGACCGAGUUUGUGCAGCUGACAAAGCGCCAAUGCCACGAGAUUUUCCGUGGUGUAUCACGUGCAACAUCAUCAAGUGCCAGCUGCGGCGAAAGAAUCAAGAUCUGUUUCGCCGUGGACAGACAGGGUGGACAAGGAGGGUCUAGUACGACUCGGGGGUACCGCUGUAACAGCUUCAACAGCGGUUUUUCCUCCGACAGUGGAGGAUGGGACGAUCAUUUGGACGACGAGGAGGACGACGGUGGGGAUAAUAGUACUCAUAACCUCGGUACUAGUUCCGGUGAGGACCACGACGUCGAAGGCGGCACUAGCGACACUACUCUCAGCGACGCGGGGACGGAAGCACCGCCUGAGGCGAACGAGGAUCAUGCUGAGACGAGUUCAUCUGACUGCGCUACGGCGAAGGAAGAAGACGAAGAUGAGCAGCGGUCGCCAGUAGAUACCAGCACGGUUUCUUGUUGUGCACAAGAACUUCUCGAAGUUGUAAAUGAGGAGGUUAUUUCUACUACCUCGCCUGCUGGGACGAGAGAAGUGGAGGACAAGGACCAAGCCGACCGCGUAGCUCGUCUCUCGACUACACAGAAGGAACCCUUCAUCGCAGAUGACGUGUCAUCCUCGUCGUCAACUGCAAAUCCUAGUACUGGUAACAAUGCAGCAGCAAGCUCUACUGGAAAAGUGCUGGCUUCAGCUCCGUCCGCGGCCACAAUUCCUUGCGAGUCCAACAUGUGGCCGCAGGAGGAGGACGAACACGAAGUAAAGCAGGAACAACACGAUGGGGAGCCUCAGCUUUUCGAGUUUGGGCAGCACAAAAUCGUCCAAGAGAUGAAACAGAAUCAAAGAGUUUGGGUUGCUGGAGAGGACGCCGGGACAACUACUUCUUGUACCUUGGAACACGACCUGAAAAGCAACGACUACGUCAGCGAGUUGUCAUUGUGUAAAGAUUUUUCAUCUUGCAACAACAUAAUUACAACAACCGGAGGUGAUUUCUUCGAGGAGGUGGUUGAAUCCAUUCUCACCGCGGGUAACGCCGGUCUCGGGAUUUCGAAUGAAGCGACAUCGAGCUCCUGUGGAGGGAGGGUGAAGCACACGACACUACACGAAAGCGAAACGAGAACGACUGAUGUUGAAGUUGUUACAGAAAUAAGCUCCUCGACGUCUUGUACUGCGCCGCCCGUAAGGGAGGUACUACAGUCAGACGAGGAGUACAAAAUAGACUCGACAACAGACACACGACCCGUCGAAGAAGGCAAGGCAGAGGUAGCAGAACACGACCAGGCUGCUCGGCUAUCAUGUCAGGGACAAGAUGAACCGGACGAUGUAGCCCUAGCCGCGAGAAAUCUUCCAGGGGCUGAAGGCAGAAAGAAGCACCGUAGAACUAUUAAGUUCAAAGAGCGAUACCCGGAAUUACACGCGGAGCUCCGCCAAAAGAUCGACCGGCUCCACGGGUCCGUUUUUCCGAAGCUGCACUACACCGCGCCCCAAGACGCGAAGUGGAUGGCCUGGGGAAAAACGCUGGAAUGCCACGAGCCGGAGGAGGUAUUUUCCUUGCUCGUUGCCUCGGACGUAGUGGAAUUUGACCUCGCGGAAGUGCUGGAUAAUAAAGACGAGGAGGAGGAGGAAAAACACAACUGUUCCUCGACGCAUGGUCUUAACGAGGAAAACGACGAAGAUGAGAUGAUGCAAGGCCAAAAUGGAGGUCCUCAACAUCGUGCUGCUCUUCACCUCGCCCUGCGCCUAUCCUGUGCAAAAAUAUCGUACUCGUACAAAUGCAAGUCUUGCAUUACAAAUCUUGUUUCCAAGGGAAAUCUGCAUUACAAAUUUUAUUUCUCAUGCUGAGGAAAUUUGUAAUGCAUUUAUACGAGUACGAUACUUUUGCACAGGAUAGCGCCGCUUCCACGCUGAUUUCAAUCCGGCGCUGGAAUUCCGGUGUUUUGUCGGAAUUUUCGGACCGAAAAAUGAAGAUUUUCAACGGCGACGAGAGGGACAAACUGAUACUGAACCUCCUGCCGGCGCUUGUUCUGGAGAUGAAGCUGCAAGAACUUCUGCCUCUACUAUCGCGCAGAGCAAGAUCACCUGUGAGCUGAUCGCCAUCACCCAGCGGCAUUUGGAUGCGGUGCAUGAGUUUCUGGUUGAAAGAAAGAGCAGGAAUAGUAACAAUGCGCAGGAGAAGAUCCGAGAACGAAUCGAGCGCUUUUUCCAUGAUGGAAAGAUGAACUCGACUGCUGGAACAAGUAGAAUGAAGAAAACCUCGACUUUUCUGGACAAACUUGGCGAAUACUUUCUUGUUCAGAAGAAUUUGGCCACAAGAAGAAGCUCGAGCGACUCCCCGCAGCGACAGGCCGAGGCGAUAGAUGCCAAAGUAAAUAACGUGCAGGCCGCAAGUGAAGUCGAGCUCCAUCAGCUCAUCGCCGUGGACGUCUACUUACAACUGCAACCGGAAAAAAGUACACAAUUCGAGGACGCGGAUUGUUUUCUGGUGGAUUUGGCGCCGGUGGAUGUUGCGGCGCGGGCGCCUGAUUCCGCGAUGGAGAAGAACAUAAACGGUAGUGAGGGUACUACAGAAGAUGCAGUCGUAGAAACCGACACCGGGCUUUUUACGCGAGAGGAGCUGGUAGAACUACUUUCAGCAAGGGCGAAAACAGAAGUUGCUUCGACGACACCAGGAGGAUCAACAUCUUCUACAUGCGAAGAAGAUGAAGAUGUAGUUUCAACAUCUGAUGUUGCCGCGGCAGGACCUGCUCCGAAAAUGAAUAGGUCCUCGACGAUGUUGACAACAACAUCAAAAAACUUAUUUCGUGUCUGCCAAACGGCGGCGGACCUGCGGCCGGAUAAGAACAGGUACAACGCGAUGCCCAUCGAACUGCUGGAGUUCAUGCACAAUCCCGAGGACAUGAUGUCGGCGAUUCAGAAGAUCGAACGACAGUUGAACAGCUCGUCCUCUUCGACGUAAUAGUUGGAAAAAUGCUCUUGCAAAAUAAAGAUAAACAGAAAAAAAACAAAUCGCCCUCAAGAUGAAAGGCCGGCAGUAGAAAUAGUAGUUGUCUGCUUCUGAGGUGGUACUAGUACACGUGGAGAUAAAGCCUCGAAGUAGAAGAUGAACACGACUUGUUUGCUUUUCUCCCCCCCAGGAUUUUGGAUCUGUUGAGCUUGACCUCCGAAGAACUGCGCUCCUUCUCAGUCCUCUGCAUUGUAAAAUUAUAGGCCGCGGCCUGCUCGUCACGGUCACGGUCACCAACAUAUUAUAGGUUGUCUUGCUCUAC